Anopheles aquasalis is the source of this 1134-nucleotide messenger RNA. Its product is annotated as omega-amidase NIT2-like. NCBI's taxonomy places the organism in Eukaryota, Metazoa, Arthropoda, Insecta, Diptera, Culicidae. Gene Ontology annotation, molecular function: omega-amidase activity. Gene Ontology annotation, biological process: oxaloacetate metabolic process; L-glutamine metabolic process. Gene Ontology annotation, cellular component: mitochondrion. The record is from RefSeq and is a predicted model, not a curated record.
CGCGGGUGAUGUGGACGAGAUAAAAUUAAAAACCAAACAAACUGAUAAGAAAUAAGCCCGUAAAUUACUGAAAAGUAGAGCUUUACAACUCCCCACAGAUACUUUAAGUAAUCUCGCUGACCUCUCGAGUGUUAACCACAAGAAACUCCGCCGCCGCAAUUCACGGACCUGGUUUCAAUCGCUGCGGGGUAUAAUUUUAGAAAUAAACGAUAACAUGGCUCGAGCUGGUUUCCGCAUUGCCCUGCUACAGCUGAAGGUGGGCGCGAACAAAUCGCAGAACAUCGAAAAUGCCAUCAGCAAAAUCCGUUCCGCUGUUAGCGAUAAGGGAGCCCGCGUUGUGGCACUGCCGGAGUGCUUCAAUUCACCGUACGGUACGCAACAUUUUCCCGAGUAUGCCGAAGAGAUCCCAACCGGUGAAACGAGCCGCAGUUUGGCGGCGAUAGCGAAGGAGCUGGGCAUCUACCUGAUUGGUGGCACGAUUCCGGAACGUUGCGCCACCGAUAGCAAACUGUACAAUACUUGCACCAUCUGGUCUCCGGAAGGAUCGCUAAUGGCGACGUAUCGGAAAAUCCAUCUCUUUGAUAUCAACAUUCCCGGUGGCAUCACGUUCCGCGAGUCGGACGUACUAACGGGCGGUGCCCAUCUGGCAACCGUAGCCAUCGAUGGGGCAAAGGUUGGCAUCGGCAUCUGCUACGAUAUUCGGUUCGAUGAGCUGGCACGGCUGUACCGGAACCAGGGUUGCGAUAUGUUGAUCUACCCGGGUGCAUUUAACAUGAAAACGGGUCCACUACAUUGGGAGCUGCUGGCACGUGGCCGUGCGAACGAUACGCAGUCGUACGUGGCGACUAUCUCACCGGCACGUGAUGCUUCGGCCGGAUACGUUGCAUGGGGCCACUCGAUGCUGGUGGAUCCGUGGGCGAAGAUUGUCGGUGAAGCGGCCGAAGGUGAGGAAACGGUUGUCGCCGAUGUGAACCUCAAGACGGUGGACGAAGUCCGGGCACAAAUCCCCAUCUUCAGUCAGCGGAGGACGGAUCUCUACAACACGAAUGCCGUUGUGUAGUAAUGAUUCGGUCAAAACGGUUGAAUUUGUUAAUAGAUUGAAUACGCCAAUAAACUGUUGAUGCAUUUAAUAAA